GUAAUACCAUCCCCUUGCCAUACUGCAUGCGUUCAAACAGGGUGCAUGAAUAUGGACCCCUACAACAAGUUGCGAGGCUCCAUGGGCUUCCCCGUUGACUUCGAGGUGGGCCAAGCCAUCAACAAGUACAACGAGGCCAAGCUAAAGGCCAUUUAUCAGGGAUGCAAUAACUAUGUGGUCAAGCUGGUUUGCUCAGGAGGAGGAACGACGAAAGGCUUCUUCAACGGCUUUUUUUACAGCGACAGUAACCUCAUUCUGUCGUCGGGUCACAUUUCGGGCUUCGGUGGUGCGGACAAGUAUGAGGCGUUGUUCUUCCAUGGCACAGCGCUGGCCAAAAGGUGCGAGCUGAAGCUGCUCCAUCUGGGAUCCUUCGUCGGCCAGGCCACCAGCAGCGCCGGCAUCCCAUUCAAUGUCUACAACCCGGAUGUGGCAGUGCUCGAGUGCCCGGACGUGCCACCCCACCCGCCAAGGCCGUUUGCCGAGGUAGUCUCUCCUGGGGCCUCGGUGUGCGUCGUAGGCUUCAAGGGUGUGGACGAGCCACAGCUCAGCAUCUCAGACGGCAUCGUCUCCUACUCGGGUAUGGACACCAUGCACAUUACAGCCCACGUCGAUGACAGGUACUCCGGCAGUCCCGUCCUGAGCACACAAGGCUACGUUGUGGGGAUGGUCAAGGCGGGGCUGGGCACCACCAUCAAGCAGGUGGAGGUCGUGAGCGCCCAGACCAUCCACAGCUUCCUGGUGUCAAAAGGCCUUCCUGGCUUCAAAGGCUGAGGCACCACAGAAGCCGACAGCGCCCAGUGCUUUUCACGGGGUGGUUCUACACACCUAUCAUGGGUCGCAGGACCAAGGUGGACUUCAAGAUCCACAACAACUACAAGGUCACAGCACGCUUCUCGUGCCAAGGCACAUCAUACGAGUUCCUCAUGAAGAGGUGGGCGAAGAAAGGCAGCUCGGUUCAGAGCCCAACGUUUGACUUCUUUGCCAUGCUCGUGUGUGUCGAGUUACAGCAUGGCACCGACUUUGCAACAACAACGGUUCAGGUUGAGGUGGUUUGGAUGUUGCGGGGUUGUAUUGCAUGAUGGAAAUGCCAGUUGGGGUGGGGAUACUGUGGUUGCAUCUUACAACGAACUCGUAGCAAUGGACCACUUCCCUCCCGACCAGUUGGUUGCCAUUGAGGCAGAGGAGAAGUUUGACCGGUGUGGCAGCCGCCUAACAGAAGAGGAUAGGUCAUACCUGCGCGGCCGUAUGGUAGGUAGCCUAAUAAUAGGCUAGUCUCGAAUGCCUUGGGUUUGAGCAUCGUGUUCCUGGUUUGCUUGAGUUAUGAUAUGGGUGCAUGCAUCUUGUGUCAUAGCCCUCAUACGGCUCAUAGGACUUGAAGCAUGUUGGAAAACUGUGUUCUAAGAUGGGACAUGUUGGGAAAGGUGAUUCCCAAGAAGGUGCGGGGACAACCUCGGAGGAAACCGACUCUGUUUUAAGCCUGCGUUUGUUGCCCACGGUCCUCUUCGGGGUUAGGGAAUGAGUAUGCUGGCAGCACCCUUGCUGGCGGGCUGUCGGACGUGCCACGUGUUCACACGCACGGAUUCCUUCCCUGCAUGCCCGCUGAUCAGGUUCUCCUUACGCAUGCUGUCGCAUACAUACCAGCAAUAACCCAUGACACGUUGUAAGCGCGGAGGCGAAUGAGUAUAUAAGCGGGACCGGAGGAUUAUGGCACGCUGCGAUAUCCUAGGACCUCACCUCCUCCCAACAUGGUGCUUUGCGAAUGUCGCUCAUACGUUGGUUACUGGUCACGUGCUUACCAUAAGACAUUUCUCACUUAGUCCUUCGCUGCAAAUGUGAGCCAGAUGCUGCAGAAGGAUGAAAACCUUAGUCAUUAUCAGCGGUCGGUUGGAGUCUGAUGGAUGUACGAACGAAUGGAUUCGGAAAAUUUGGCGGGCCGGUACCCGCUUAGUGACAGCCCAACAUCGAUCCUUGGCACCGCAUGUGUAAAGGUUGAGCGCUCAAAGAGAAAGCGCUUGGAGCAGUAGAUGUUUGAAUCAAGAGCGACGGCCAUGCGGACGUAAUUUCUUUUUACUCGAGGCCAACUCCGCGCUUUGUGGUUUGGCUUCCACAGUUCUUUAAGUCCCCCGGCAACAUCUCAGUAGUAACUAAAAGCUAUGGCUUACGGCUCCAAUCCAGUCGUGCUCCGUCGCGAGCAGCAGGAUGCAAUGGACCUAGUUGAUGAUGAUGCAGUUGUGGAGCUCGAGGAUGACUUGGAUGAUAUUGAUGACGGUGGUGAUGUUGAUUACCAGCGGCAGGAUGAGCAACAGCAGGAGGAGGCACCAAAGGUUGCCCCAAUCGAUGAGGAGCUGCUCAUCAGCGUUUCCCAGGGCCUGGGCAGAUGGAUGGUAGACGCAAAAACCGAUCAGAAAGUAUAUGUGAAGGACCAAGACUGCAUAGGCUGCCUGAAGGACCUGCAGCGCUUCCUGCGCCGCGACGACCCCGACCUGCGCCCCGCCUUCCACCUGCUGGGCAAGUGGCGGCUGGCGGCUCGCGACCUGGUGCCGCUGCUGGUCACCUACCCGC
This is a messenger RNA of Astrephomene gubernaculifera, 2562 nucleotides long. Lineage: Eukaryota; Viridiplantae; Chlorophyta; Chlorophyceae; Chlamydomonadales; Astrephomenaceae. The record is from the annotation of a GenBank genome assembly.